GGGAGGUGGCCAUUUUGAAUACACAACAAGUGCCCUAGACUGACUUCCUGUGUUUCUGAUGCGGACGACUCGGUUAGAGAGGGAAUAAGCUAGGCGAAAUGCCGGAACAAAUUACCGUUUCGGAGUUUCUCAGUGAAACAUGGGACGAUUACAAGUCCCCCACUACGUCCGCGUUCUCCAAGAGGAUGUCGCACUGUCGAAAUACAGUGUUAACUCUCGAAGAGAAGCUGGACAUGGACAGAAGUGGACUAAACAAAAUGAAGAAGUCAAUAAAAGCUCUGUACAACUCUGUAAAACGUCAUGUUGACAAUGAAGGAACACUCGCAGAAAACCUGGAUAAUCUCGGGCGGGGACGAGUCGACCAGGAGGUGGAAAUAAAUGAGGCCUUUUUUAAAUUCUCCACUGUGACAAAAGAAUUAGCUGGUAGUAUGAAUGAACUCGUGACGAAGUUGAACAGCAUGUUGCUGUAUCCCCUGGAUGCAUUCCUCAAAGGGGAUCUUAAAGGGGUCAAAGGGGACAUGAAGAAACCCUUUGACAAGGCUUGGAAAGACUAUGAAGCCAAAUUUGGCAAAAUUGAGAAGGAGAAGAAACAACAGGCCAAAGAAGCUCACAUGCACCGAGCGGAAGUGUGUGGGUCGGAGAUUGCUGAGGAAAUGGAGAAAGAGAGGAAGGUUUUCCAGCUACAGCUGUGUGAGUAUUUCCUGAAGGUGAAUGAGAUAAAGACGAAGAAGGGUGUUGACCUACUGCUCCAUCUAGUGGAUUAUUACCGCGCACUAACCACGUUUUAUCAGGAAGGCCUCAAAACAAUCAACCAUUUCCAGUCGUUUAUAGAAAAUCUUGUGAUCCAGCUAAACCAGAUAAAACAGCAACAGAACAAGGAACGACAACAACUGAUCGACCUCCGCGACUCCCUCAAGGAAACUAUGACAUCGUAUAAAGAGCCGACAUCAGCCACCAGCAAACCACACACAGGUUAUAGCCUGCACCAGCUCCAGGGGAACAAGGCACACGGCUGUGUACGGGACGGCUACCUGCUCAAGAAAAGUGAGGGGCGCAUCAAAAAAGUCUGGCAGAAACGCAAAUGUAUCAUUACAGGUGGACUCAUGUUCAUCAGCCACUCCGACGAAAGCAAAGACCCGGUGAAACUGAAUCUGCUUACUUGCCAAGUCAAGCUAGUCCCAGACGACUUGGUGAAAAGGUGUUUUGAUCUAGUCUCAAGCUCAAAUAACAGAACAUACCACUUCCAGGCUGACGAUGAUAAGAACAUGGAAGAGUGGAUUUCGGUGUUAAACAAUGCUAAGGAGGAGGUUCUGAUGCAGGCGUUCCAGAGCAAUAGCAACACUCCCGCGCUGAACCAGAGUGUACGGGAACUAACAGCCAGUAUUAUAGACCGAGUACGUCGGUUACCAGGCAACAACGUCUGCUGCGACUGUAGUGCACCAGAUCCUGAAUGGUUAUCCACAAACCUGGGUGUGCUGAUUUGUCUGGAGUGCUGUGGUAUCCACAGACAACUAGGUGUACAUAUUUCUAGGACCCAGAGUCUAGUUAUAGAUGAGCUGGGUACCUCACAGUUACUGAUAGCUAGAGUGGUUGGAAACGGGUAUUUUAAUGACAUACUAGAGGCCAAGUUAGAUCCUUCAACUAAACCAACAUUAUCUAGUCCAAUGGAUGAGAGACUUAAUUUCAUAAAGUCCAAAUACGAGGAGCACAAAUACGCAAUAAUCACAUGUACAUACAAGGAGGACCUCAAACAGGACCUGAAACAGGCGAUACUGACACACGACAUUAACGCCCUGCUCCAGGUGUAUGCCGAGGGAUUGGAUCUGAUGGCCAAUCUACCCGACUGUGAGAACGGUGAGACAGCCUUACACCUGGCCAUUGAGGAAGAGGAGGGCUAUCCACCUCAUAUUGUAGACUUUAUCAUCCAGAACUCCUCGCCAAACAGCCUGACCACAAAGACGUCGGAUGGUAAUACUGUAUUACACACGUGUGCCCUUGGCAACAAAUCCGAGUGUAUGAAACUGCUGCUGAGAACUAAACCAGAACUGGCUAACAUUGAAAAUGCUGAUGGCAAAACUGCUCUGGAUAUUGCCCAGGAGAACGACUUUCAACUCUGUACUGAUCUGUUAAAAGCUGCAAUUCAAGGAAGAAAGGAUGUUUUUGAGAAUGUCAACAUAGAUUGGGACCUUAUGUCAGAGGAGCCGUACUAUCCAGAACACUUCGACAGUGACGACGAUUUAGAGAAUACUCCAGAGAGAAAGCAGAGGUCAAGGCCUCCGAGUCUGAUAACUGGGCUGUCUGACCCCCAGGGGAGUCAGAAUGAUCUUUCAGGAAAUAGAGGUCCGUCUGCGGGACCUGGAUCUGUCCCAUAUACCUAUAGCAAGCCAAAGAAGUUUGUAAAUCAGCCGGGCAGUAAGCUUCGUAACAGUGUGCGGGGUUACACCCUUAGUAUCCACAACAAUACCGGGACCACAAACGGGGGUGGAGUUCAGACCACGCCCCCUGUAACCGAGACACAGGACUCCUCCUACUCUAAUGCUCCACCAUAUGUCCCGCCCCUGCCCCCGAGGAACAAAAAACAGCCAGCUGUCCCUGUAGGUAUAGGUCCCGGUCAUAGCCGGAACUCCUCGGAGCCGUUCUCUCAGAAACCAACACACAAGAGGACUCCGUCGGACCCACCUCCCAGACCUGCCCCACCUGAAUUCCGUGCGAUUGGGAUCGGGGCAGCAAGACCAACAAGUUACCGGACACGGACUCAAUCAACGAAUGAUGAAGACAGGGGACCAAUAACACCUCCUGUGAUACCGUCCAGACAGCCGGUGCCAGACAAGGAGACGCCUCCUAUACCAGUUCCACGCCCAAAGAAAAAGGUUCCCAUUGGUCUAAGAUGUCGUGCUCUGUUCGACUGUGAGGCUGACAACGAAGAUGAACUGACGUUUAAUGAAGGGGAGAUGAUUAUAGUUCUGAGGGAAGAGGAAGAUGAUUGGUGGGAAGGGGAGAUAGAGGGUAAUCCUGGGAGACGUGGUCUCUUCCCAAAGACGUUUGUCGAACCGCUCUCGGACCAAAGAUAACGAAGACUGAUAACUAGGGACCGCUGACGUGUGAUGACUGACUGAAGACACAGAGGCUCUGCAUCUAACUCGUGUGUCGUCUCUGGAACAUACAAGUCUGACUAAAUGUCAUUUAUGUUAAAUAAUAUUACCGGUAAUCAGAAUAAAUACCUACACAACUUACCACUCAUGAAAUAUAUCUACUCAACUUACCAUUCAUAAAAUAUAUCUAAACAACUUACCAUUCAUAAAAUAUAUCUACACAACUUACCAUUCAUAAAAUAUACCUACACAACUUACCACUCAUGAAAUAUAUCUACUCAACUUACCAUUCAUAAAAUAUAUCUACACAACUUACCAUUCUUAAAAUAUAGCUACACAACUUACCAUUUUUAAAAUAUAGCUACACAACUUACCAUUCGUAAAAGAUAUCUACACAACUUACCAUUCAUAAAAGAUAUCUACACAACUUACCACUCAUAAAAUAUCUACACAACUUACAAUUCAUAAAAUAUAUCUACACAACUUACCAUUCAUAAAAGAUAUCUACACAACUUACCAUUCAUAAAAGAUAUCUACACAACUUACUACUCAUAAAAGAUAUCUACACAACUUACCAUUCAUAAAAGAUAUCUACACAACUUACCAUUCAUAAAAGAUAUCUACACAACUUAACAUUCAUAAAAUAUAUCUACACAAGUUUCUUAUUUUGGAACUCUUCUGUCCUGGAGAUUCAUGUCAGAGGUCGGUAGCAUGUAUCCUUAAAUGUAGAUAGAUACACCUGUUUUAUGUAUACUGUGGAUUCUGAUGUAAUUCCACUUUGUAUAAUGUUUUGUUUAUAAUGAGAUUUAUGACAUGCGCCAACCUUAUGUUAACUUAAUGUUUAUUGUAACCAUUGAUUUCUUGGUAUCUGAGAUUAUCCUGUACAGGAAACAGGAGUAGGUUUGUCCUCAGGAAAUCAGCAUUAUUGGUUUCUGUUUCGACUACAAUAUAUUUACCUCUAUAUAAAAUGUAUGCAUGCAAUUAAAGCCCUAUAGCCAAAUUUCCUAAAAUCACUAAUGACCAUAUUUAUAGAAUUAAAUUGAGAUUGUUCAUUUCAUCAUCUGCAGUAUUGUUUAUAACUUAACCUAAGUGUUGAUUUCAUCAUCUGCAGUAUUGUUUAUAACUUAACCUAGUAUUGAUUUCAUCAUCUCCAGUAUUUGUUAAUAACUUAACCUAGUGUAGAU
This is a messenger RNA of Mizuhopecten yessoensis (Yesso scallop), 4276 nucleotides long. RefSeq names its product arf-GAP with SH3 domain, ANK repeat and PH domain-containing protein 2-like. Bases 99 to 3071 code for a protein of 990 amino acids. The record is from RefSeq and is a predicted model, not a curated record. The transcript has 27 exons. Gene Ontology annotation, cellular component: cytoplasm. Gene Ontology annotation, molecular function: GTPase activator activity; protein binding. Gene Ontology annotation, biological process: positive regulation of GTPase activity. NCBI's taxonomy places the organism in Eukaryota, Metazoa, Mollusca, Bivalvia, Pectinida, Pectinidae.